This is a messenger RNA of Conger conger (European conger), 1922 nucleotides long. Its product is annotated as cytochrome c oxidase subunit 7A-related protein, mitochondrial-like. Gene Ontology annotation, biological process: regulation of oxidative phosphorylation; mitochondrial electron transport, cytochrome c to oxygen; mitochondrial respirasome assembly. The coding region runs from base 83 to 427 and encodes 114 amino acids. Lineage: Eukaryota; Metazoa; Chordata; Actinopteri; Anguilliformes; Congridae. The record is from RefSeq and is a predicted model, not a curated record. The transcript is spliced from 3 exons.
AACAAGGUCCUUUAAUGCCGCGUGCGCAGCCGAGAGCUGUGAAGAGGUGGAUACCGCAUUCGUAGCAUUUAUUUUGGAAAAAAUGUACUACAAAUUAAGUGGAUUCACUCAAAGACUGACGGGGUCACCCCCGUCGACUGCGUACAAUCCACAGGGUCUCAAGCCGUCGGUCCCUGCAGAUCCAGCCCCCAUGGUCUUUGCCAGUCCUACCAAAGUGGUGUCUGAGUCGGGCUCCGUGGUGGAGUUCUUGGGCGCCAACAAGAUCCCGGUCCUGCAGAAGCUCUUCCAGAAAUCGGACGGUGUUCCAGUGCACCUGAAGCGGGGGCUACCGGACCAGCUUCUGUACCGCAGUACCAUGGCCCUCACUAUAGGCGGGUUCAUGUACUGCUUGGUGGCCCUGUAUAUCGCUGCACAUCCCCGCAAGUGAACGUCUGCUGAUCUCGGCUCAGCCGCCAACAAAGCCGCGAAGAGGAUGAUGAUGGCUGUGGCGGCCAUUGAACAACAUUGUGCAGGCUCUGUCCCCACCAUGGACCUGACUCCUCUUAUUUACUUCUCAUAUAUUUAUUAACCCAGUCCCAGUGGAAACUCCUGCCCCAUAUUCUGCACCCUCUACCCCAGCACUCACAGCUGUCAAGGACAUACACUGACCUGCUCUCUGCCCUCUUUAGCCAGGACCAGGUGUGUGUGUCUGUGUUUGUGUGUGUACAUUUCAUUUUCCAACUUUCAGUGUGUGAAUAACUCCAAUUUUGUGAACAGCAUCUGUGAAGCGGUCAAGCACAUUUUUGAAAAUUGGGGUCCGGUCUUCUGGGAAUUCGAGGAACUCUCGUGUUCAGAAACCGAGGCAAGUGUAUUACUGAGAGAGUGGCUGGUAGGGCAGGAGAAUAUGUGGGAGGGCAGGAAAAUGUCUCGGUGCAUGGAUGUGCUACAUCCGUCUUUCCCACAUAUCCCUGCUGUAUAAUGGCACUUGUACAAAUUACAUGGAUGAGCAAAGCUGUUAUCUAGGAAUUUUUGGACAGACGUUAUUAUUCAACAGAUAUUUAGUAUUCUCAAUAUAUUCUGCAAGUAUUUCCGGAAACAUUGGUGACCCCAUUUUGAUAGGCGCGAGGAAGUUGGGUGAACGCAAAAUUCAAAGAUGGUGGCAAGACUGUGGCCGUGCACUCAACCACCAAAUGCAAUCGAGUGUUAUGUGCUCAUCGAUAUACGAAAACCCGAAUGCCCUCCCAUUCCCUUUGACUCCCCAUGUCCACACUGCAAACGCAAAUUAAUUUCUCAGCUGACCUGCUUGUAUGAAGUGAAUAAUAGUCACACACUGCCGAAUUACACAAAUGUAUAUUGUGCAUGCUGCAUUUCUGAACGCAGCCCAGCGAACCUCAGCUCUGUGAGGUGUUGAUGGGGAUGGAUGGGGCUGCUGCCAGAGCUAGUGCUGCGUGUUUCUGUGUAGGACCGCCGCCUUUUUUCCCCCCCUGCCCUGCCCUGCCCUCCUCGUUUUCCGCUUUGGCAUUUCUCAGCAAUCAUUGGUUUCCUACUACCCCUCGGAGGUAAUUACAGAGGUUUUGAUUUUGCUAAUGGAAAAAGAAUUGAUUAAUACGCAUUGCAGGCUGAGUUAAUUCUUCUGCAGCGGAAAAGGGUUCUGGUGCAGAGCCACGUAAUGGAAUUUUGAAUUGCUUUAGAAGUUUCCUGUUUUCCCACGCCUAGUGCUAUAUACCGCUCGGUUUGCUUUUUAAUUGGGUUGCGUGACAUUCUUUACAUUAUGUAAAUCUGUACAACACUGGAUUCCACCUCCACUUGCCGCUGGUGAUGUUCAGUCUACAAAACAACAUGAUGCCAUCUUCUCAUGUCCAGCAUUGUGGUGUUUGGGAAAAUACAUUAUAUUUUGUAUCGAUAAAAUAUAAAUGAAUACUAAAUAAAAAAACUUCUGUACA